Lontra canadensis (Northern American river otter) is the source of this 883-nucleotide messenger RNA. It is a transcript of the gene DCUN1D2, whose product is annotated as defective in cullin neddylation 1 domain containing 2. The record is from RefSeq and is a predicted model, not a curated record. NCBI's taxonomy places the organism in Eukaryota, Metazoa, Chordata, Mammalia, Carnivora, Mustelidae. Bases 227 to 841 code for a protein of 204 amino acids. The transcript is spliced from 6 exons. Gene Ontology annotation, molecular function: ubiquitin conjugating enzyme binding; cullin family protein binding; ubiquitin-like protein binding. Gene Ontology annotation, cellular component: ubiquitin ligase complex. Gene Ontology annotation, biological process: protein neddylation; positive regulation of ubiquitin-protein transferase activity.
ACAGCCAAGUCCAGCUAGAGCACCAGCAGCAGUCAUGGGACGCUGAAGCUCUGGUCCAGUGGUGUUGGCUUUCCUGCUGUGUACACAGAGGUCAUCUUGGAAGAGCAGGGGCCUGGGUUUAUGGCAUUUCCUCCCCGUGGCCUGCCACAUAGCGCAGCAUGAGCGGAAAGUAGACGUGGCCGCAGACGACUUCUUGCCGAACCCAGACUCUUGCCUCCAGGCACCCAUGAGAAGCGGGGUGGACAGGAAGAAGCUGGAGCAGCUGUAUGACAGGUACAAAGACCCACAAGAUGAAAAUAAAAUUGGAAUUGACGGGAUUCAGCAGUUUUGUGAUGACCUGAGCCUAGAUCCUGCUAGUGUCAGUGUUUUGGUCAUAGCCUGGAGGUUCGGGGCAGCGACACAGUGCGAAUUUAGCAAAAAGGAGUUUGUGGCUGGUAUGACAGAGCUUGGGUGCGACAGCACGGAGAAGCUGCGGGCCCUUCUGCCGAGACUGGAGCAGGAGCUGAAGGACCCGGUGAAGUUUAAGGACUUUUAUCAGUUUACCUUUUCCUUCGCUAAGAACCCCGGGCAGAAGGGUUUAGAUUUAGAAAUGGCUGUUGCAUACUGGAAUUUAGUAUUACCUGGGAGGUUUAAAUUUUUAGAUCUCUGGAACUCCUUCUUAUUGGAACAUCACAAACGAUCAAUCCCAAGGGACACUUGGAACCUUCUGCUGGAUUUUGGAAACAUGAUUGCAGAUGACAUGUCUAACUAUGACGAAGAAGGAGCGUGGCCUGUCCUCAUCGAUGAUUUCGUGGAGUACGCGCGGCCGGUCGUCACAGGCGCCAAGCGCAGCCCUUUCUAGGCAGAAGAUUACGAUGCAUCGAGAUGCCAAGAGGAGGUGCCU